AUGGAGGUUGACGUGGUGGGGACGACGCUGGUGGCGCCGAGCGAGGACACGCCACGCCGGGAGCUGUGGGUGUCGAACCUGGACCUGGCCGUGCCCAAGGCGCACACGCCGCUGGCGGGGAGGCUGGGCGUGGGCGAGGGCGGGCGCCUGCAGAUCGACUGCAACGCCCAGGGCGCGCUCUUCGUCGUCGCCAGGGGCCAGGGCCGACUUCGCCGGCGCGGACGUGUUCGCUCCCCAGAUCAGGGCUCAAACCAAAUCUGUGGCAUUACUUUAGAGAUGGAAAAUGCGGAAAGUUUCGAGUUUGCAAUAAUGACUACGAGUGUUUUGGCCUUUGGUUCACGUGAUGGAUCAAAGCCCAUGAUGCAUCGUGCCAUCCGUAGCUCUGCUUGGAACGCGAUCAGUGUGUGCAGAUCGUGGGCAACCGCAAAACACGCGCGGCCGCUGUUGUAUCUCCUCGCCGACGUCAAGUCCCGCUGCGCGCCGGGCGUGUCCACGUACUGCGCCGUCACCGCGCACCUCUGGCGCUGCAUGUGCGUCGCGCGCGGGCUGGCGCCGGGCUCCGACACGCGGCUCCACGUCCCCGCCAAUGUCCGCCACCGCCUCCGGCCGCCGCUCCAGCGGAGCUACUUCGGCAACGCCAUCGUGCGCGACCUCGUCGUCGCCCGGGUGGAGGACGUCCUGGCGCGCCCGCUCGGGUUCGUGGCGCAGGCCAUCAGGGACGCGGUGGACCGCGUUGACGACGCCUACGUGCGCUCCGUGGUGAACUACCUGGAGGUGGAGUCGGAGAAGGGCAGCCAGGCGGCGCGCGGGCAGCUCAUGCCGGAGUCCGACCUCUGGGUGGUCAGCUGGCUCGGGAUGCCCAUGUACGACGCCGACUUCGGCUGGGGCCCGCCGCGUUUCGUCGCGCGGCGAAGAUGUUCGGCAGCGGCACGGCCUACGUGA
Messenger RNA from Miscanthus lutarioriparius, 942 nucleotides. The record is from the annotation of a GenBank genome assembly. NCBI's taxonomy places the organism in Eukaryota, Viridiplantae, Streptophyta, Magnoliopsida, Poales, Poaceae.